UUCAGCACCACGGACAGCAGCCGGCGCUCUGCUUGCGAUGCUCAGCCGCCCCUCCGGUGCCGCUGUGGGCGUCGCUGUCACAGGGAUGUGGGAACCGCCACAAUAGUCACACGGGCAAGGAGCUGGCUUCGAUACUUUAACUAUAAGUGCCACUACCGCUGGAAAGAAAGAAAUCGACUCGUCUUAAUUUUUUCUGUCAUGCAUUUUAGGCUGCGAUUUUGCAUUUUUAGAAACCACGUUUAAAUUGCAUCGCUCCUGUUGGGCUGAGCAUAAAACAGUUUGGAGAUCUCGUCGUGCAAAGAUACAACGCAACUCAUUCGUCCUUUUGGAUAUUCGGUAUAUAUCGUAGGAAAACUGGAUAUCUUACGAGAGGAUGACACAUUUUCCUCUCAACAAGAUUAUAAUGUUAAAAACUGUUGAAUUCAGACAUGCAUAAAACUGAACCCGGUACAGCGUGUGCAGAGUGUGUUCAGCAGCAUGUGUGCGCUCAGGAGGACCUCCAUACGAAUGGAGACUACUCGAUAUUUUGGACAGAGUGUUCCCAGCAGCUUACGUGUGACGAGCGGGCAUUAACCUUCUCGCCGGAUCGGAGAAGUUAAGAAGCGACGGCAAAAGCCGCCCCGGUAACAUCAUCAACUCCGACUCGAAGAUAAUGUCAAUUCACGUUGAAGUCGCCCUGAGUUUUCACCCAAAGGGAGGCGAUCCAUGCCCGCUUGAAGACUUGUGAUGAACUCGGUUCCUCCCUGGAGUGAAGCAUGAUGAGGAUGUGUGACAGAGGACUUCAGAUGCUCAUUACCACCGUGGGAGCUUUCGCCGCUUUCAGCUUGAUGACAAUAGCGGUGGGGACCGAUUACUGGCUCUAUUCGAGAGGCGUAUGCAGGACUAAGACCGCCAGUGACAACGAGACCAGUAGGAAAAAUGAAGAAGUGAUGACCCACUCAGGACUCUGGCGGACCUGCUGUCUAGAAGGAACCUUCAGAGGCGUCUGCAAGAGGAUCGACCACUUUCCUGAAGAUGCUGACUACGAGCAGGAUGCUGCGGAGUACUUACUGCGGGCCGUCAGGGCAUCCAGUAUCUUCCCCAUCCUCAGUGUGGCGCUGCUCUUCCUCGGGGGGCUCUGUGUGGCUGCCAGUGAGUUCUACAGGAACCGGCACAACGUCGUCCUGAGUGCCGGAAUCUUCUUUGUGUCCGCCGGCCUAAGCAACAUCAUCGGCAUCAUAGUGUACAUAUCGGCCAACUCCGGCGACCCCGGACAGAGUGACUCCAAGAAGAGUUACUCGUACGGCUGGAGCUUCUACUUCGGCGCGCUCUCCUUCAUCGCGGCCGAGAUGGUGGGCGUGCUCGCCGUGCACAUGUUCAUCGAGCGGCACCGCAAGCUGCGGGCCAAGUCGCGUACCGAGCUCCUCAAGAAGUCCAGCCUGGGCCGCAUCCCCAGCUACCGUUACCGCUUCCGCAGGCGCUCCAGCUGCCCGUCAAGCGAGCCGCGCUCCCGCGACACCUCCCCCCUGGGCAAGGCCUUCGCGGGCCCCCCCGCCAGCGCCACUGACAUCUCCAUGUACACACUGUCCAGGGAGCCCAGUAAGGCAGCCAUGAGUGCCCUGCUCAACUCGGAGAGGGAGUUUCUGCAGGCGCAUAACUCCAUCCCCAAGGACUUCAAAGACAGUCUGCACAGUAACACAGCCAACAGGAGGACCACCCCGGUGUGAGAGCCAUCCAG
Paramormyrops kingsleyae is the source of this 1717-nucleotide messenger RNA. Its product is annotated as voltage-dependent calcium channel gamma-3 subunit. NCBI's taxonomy places the organism in Eukaryota, Metazoa, Chordata, Actinopteri, Osteoglossiformes, Mormyridae. Gene Ontology annotation, biological process: neurotransmitter receptor internalization; postsynaptic neurotransmitter receptor diffusion trapping; neurotransmitter receptor transport, postsynaptic endosome to lysosome. Gene Ontology annotation, molecular function: channel regulator activity; voltage-gated calcium channel activity. The record is from RefSeq and is a predicted model, not a curated record. Gene Ontology annotation, cellular component: postsynaptic density membrane; AMPA glutamate receptor complex.